GUCGUUUGAUGAGUUCAAUCUUUGGUGGAACGAAUAUUAUACGUAUUAUUUUGUUUAAUUUCAAUAAUGUUGUCAUUUAGUACAAAAGUUUUUAUAAAAACAUAUUCAUUUUUAUAAUAGUUAAAUUAUAUUGCUCAAUUACUAUUUGAUUAAGUUUGUAUAUUCAUGUAAAUAUUACUUUAAUGAGUGGAAAUUCUGAAAUUACUUGCUGUUAAUAUCGAUACUAAGUUGCAACGUAAUAUUGAAACGUAAAUGUUGAUAUUUGAAAUUUACCUUAGAUCGGAACUAUCUUGGAUUUAAUUUUUAUUUUUAUCAUUAUCGUUAUUGGUAGAUGUCUAUUGAUGAGAUGAUUAUAUAGUAAUGCAGAAGCAUUUAAGACUAUAUAUAAACAAUUCAAACUUUUCAAUUGAAUUUCUCAUUGUUCCGUAUAAAACGUCUUUUUAACACUGUAAGUUAAUUUCUGUACAUUUAAAAAUUACAAGAAAAUAUGUCAGACAAUAUGCAACGAGAUAAAAAUGAAUUAACAGCCAAAGAAAGGGAAGAAGUAGAAGAAAUGAAGAAAGAACUUUUAGAUAUGAAGAUGUAUGAAACCUGGUAUACUUACAAAGAUAUGAAACAAAUUCUUGGUGUUAUUAAUGAAUCCAAAAAUAUGGCAAUUGCCAAAAGCGAUGAAAAAAAUGUACAGAAGGAGUUAUUACAUUCUACUAAUAAUUGUUCCCGAGAUGUAAUGCCCGAGACAAAUUUUACACAAGAAUUGGAAACACAAGAACAUAAUGAUACAUCUCAGUCAAUACAUUCAUACAGACCUAAUCGUAUAUCUCCAAUACGAGAACAGACAGCUCAUGGCUGUAGCAGUCCUGAUUUUGAACCCACCAAUACUGAAUCAAGAACCUCUAUGUACAGAGGCAAAAACGUAGAUGGUGAAAAUUUAUUUGUUAAAUUGCAAGAUAAUUCAAAUAUGAGAGAUAAUUAUUCUCAUAUUAUAAAUAGAUACGUUCCAUCGAAAUCAAAGAACUCAUUACAAGAUUCUAAUAUUAUGCAUAGUAUAGAAAUGAAAAUGGAUACGCAUUCUGAAUGCGAGCAAAAAUUGGAAAGAUGGCAAAUUAAUCCUCUUGAUUCAUAUGUUAGUGAAAAUGAUGUGCCUUUGCAAGAACCAAAUAGGCCUGUAGGUCCAGAUCGCAUGCCAUUUAAAUUAUGCAAAGAAGCACAAGCACCUGAGAUGCUUGACAAACUAAUACAUGCACUAAACAUUCAUUUGAAACAAACGGCAGACUUGUGGCAUAGUUGGCACCGUACUACCAGUACUAAGUUUCAGUGGGGGUCACCCAUUCAGGUGGGCCUUGCUAAAGAUAAUUCGGAUAAAAAAUCAUUAUCAGAUAUUAUAACUGAACAGGAUCAAAUGGAGUGUACAAACAAAUAUAAUAAUGAACGAUCUAAUAAACGUAAAUCAACUUUGAUUUUGUCUUCUAAUAUAGAACAAUGUAGCGACGAUGAAGAUGAAAAAAUAGUUAAGAAACAAAAAAUUCGAUCACAUGAAGACACAAACAAAGUAUCGCAUUUAUACAAAGAUGUAUGCACUGUUGUCAACAUCGAAAAUGAUCAAAAUUUAAACAAUGAUAAUUUUAACAAAGAUUCGGAUAAUAUAGAAAUUGAUAAUUGUAAAACAGAACCUAGAAGAAAUACCGAAGAGCGUUUAUCACCGGAAUUAGUGUUUUCAUAUCCACGAAGAAUCGCGCCUCCGAAUGUUAGAAAAAAUAUUAAUAAGAAAAAGGAACAUACUACUAAUAUAUCGCCUACAUGUUCAUUAACACAUGUUAACAAUGAGAAACAAAGUGCCAUAAGUUUAAUAUCCAAAGAGAAAAAUAAUAUACUUAGCGACGAAGAAAUUCUUAUAGAGUUAGAAAAAGAUAAUGUUAAAGCAUCAGAGAAUAUAGAAAUUAAACCACUACCAAUGAAAGGUCUUUCGCGAAGAAUAAAGAAUCAAUGUAUAGUUUUGGAGAAAAUUCAGCUGGAAAAACAAAAAAAAUUAGAAAUUGAAAAAGAAGAAGCUCAGAAGAAAGAAAUCGAGGAAAGAAGAAAGAGAGAAGAAUUUUAUAAAAAGCAAAUAAUUGAAACACAAAAAAAGGAAAAACAGAAAGAAGAAAUAGAAAAAUAUAGAGAAGAAAGAAGCAAGAAAUGGAACAGUGUAGUAGACAUGAAGUCUCAAAAGAAAGUUAACAAAGAUCAAGGAAAAUCACAGAAUAUGCAAGAUGAAAUGAGCCUCUCAGAAAGAGUAGAAGCAACUAGAUUGUUUCAGGAGAGUAGUACUUUUGUAAACAGAGAGAUAGAAAUUAUAGAAAAUGAUUCAACAAGUAAUGUAAACUGCCCCAUAUGUAACAAAUCUUUUCCAACUGAUCAAAUAGAAACACAUGCUGCUGGAUGUGAACAAUAUAUGAUUGAAAAUGAAUGUGCAAAUAGUUCUCAUUUAAAAAAUAAAGCGAUACCAAUGAAUAGUAAAAAUUCUGAAAUUCUUGAAUGUAAUGUGUGUUCAAAGUUUAGAACAACUAAUGGAAUAGAUUAUGAGGAUCAUGUUAAUAGCUGUUUACAAAGACAUGAAGAUCAAUCGAUUCAUGAACGUACAAGCACUGACGUUAUCAACGUCCCUAAUUCACCCAUUCGUUGUUAUCGACCAAUUAGUGAACAAACAGAUUCAUAUAUAGAUUAUAGAAAACAGUUUAAUUCAAAUAAUAAAACACACGCACGUUCUAGUAAAAAAAGGAAACGUUAAUAAAUACUAUUUCUGUCUUUAAAUUGACAGCUAUUGUACAUAUGUAUUUAUACGUUGAUAGCAAACAUUGGGUAUUGCUGUAAUGAUGCUAUUAUGUCAUUUACAUAAA
Megachile rotundata (alfalfa leafcutting bee) is the source of this 2876-nucleotide messenger RNA. It is a transcript of the gene beta-Man, whose product is annotated as beta-mannosidase. NCBI's taxonomy places the organism in Eukaryota, Metazoa, Arthropoda, Insecta, Hymenoptera, Megachilidae. The record is from RefSeq and is a predicted model, not a curated record. Gene Ontology annotation, molecular function: beta-mannosidase activity. Gene Ontology annotation, biological process: glycoprotein catabolic process; carbohydrate metabolic process.